AUUCCCCUCUCCUCACCGCUCAAUUCACCACAGCUCUCUGCCGCUCUUCUUUCUUCCCAUAAAACAGACAAUGGGAGGUGGCAGCGACCCCAAUCAAGACGGGUCGGACGAGCAACAGAAACGAUCAGAGAUCUACACAUACGAGGCACCAUGGCACAUCUACGCCAUGAACUGGAGCGUCCGUCGUGACAAGAAGUACCGUCUCGCCAUCGCCAGCUUCCUAGAACAGUACCCAAACCGGGUCGAGAUUGUACAGCUGGACGAAUCCAAUGGAGAGAUCCGAUCCGACCCGAAACUGUCCUUCGAGCACCCUUUUCCAGCUACCAAAACCAUAUUCAUCCCGGACAAGGAGUGCCAAAAGCCUGACCUCCUCGCGACCUCCGGCGACUUCCUGCGCGUCUGGCGCAUAAACGAUGAGCAGCCGCGCGUGGAGCUCAAAAGCCUGUUAAAUGGCAACAAGAACAGCGAAUUUUGCGGGCCUUUGACUUCCUUUGACUGGAACGAAGCAGAGCCAAGGCGAAUUGGGACAUCCAGCAUUGACACGACUUGCACCAUCUGGGAUAUCGAGAGGGAGACUGUUGAUACACAGUUAAUCGCCCACGACAAGGAGGUAUACGACAUCGCAUGGGGCGGUGUUGGGGUUUUCGCUUCUGUUUCAGCCGACGGGUCGGUUAGGGUUUUCGAUUUACGGGAUAAGGAGCAUUCAACGAUAAUCUACGAGAGUUCGGAGCCCAACACGCCUUUGGUUAGGCUGGGUUGGAACAAGCAGGAUCCGAGGUACAUGGCCACGAUAAUCAUGGACAGUGCGAAGGUUGUGGUGUUGGAUAUUCGCUACCCAACUCUUCCAGUGGUGGAAUUGCAGAGGCAUCAUGCUAGUGUUAAUGCCAUUGCUUGGGCCCCGCAUAGUUCAUGCCAUAUUUGUACUGCUGGGGAUGAUUCACAGGCGUUAAUUUGGGACCUCUCUUCCAUGGGUCAGCCUGUUGAGGGUGGAUUGGACCCCAUUCUUGCUUAUACUGCUGGUGCUGAAAUCGAGCAGUUGCAGUGGUCGUCUUCCCAGCCUGAUUGGGUUGCCAUUGCUUUCUCUACCAAGCUGCAGAUUCUCAGGGUUUGAUUGAAUUUGCUAGAAGUGCAAUUAGGUAAUGGAUUGGAGGCUUUUCAAUGUUGAGCAGCAGCAGUAAGUGUCACCUCCAUGCCAUCUGUCAUCUCACUUGUUUAUUGUUUCUCAGCACAAAAGCUUUCUGAAAUGUAGAUGACAUUGUGUAUGUGUACAUGAACUUGUGGGUUUUAGCUAAAAUGAGGCGGUUCUAUGGAUGGCAUAUGAAGAAUAUUGUUUUGGAUCAAGGUGGUGCAGCAAAUAUUUUGCCAUUUGCACAAUAACAUUGUGAAAGAACAACCUUGCGGUAGCAUCAAUAGCGAAUUAGAUGAGAGAAAUAAGGUUUGUUGGAUAUUUGCACGUUAGUUUAGUAAUUUACUGGUAGAAAGGGAGUAUACUGUGUUUUUUAUCGCAAUGGAAGGUUAUUUUGGAGAGCGCAAGGACAGGUUUUAGAAAGAGAUAAAAAGGUAAUUGGGUCACUAAAGUUUGUGGGAUUAAAUUGUUUCCCGGGUUACAUCUUCUAUGGUUUUCGGUUGCUGUUGUGGUCACUGGUUAGAACUUCUCAGGUGUCUUAUACGGAGGCAGGAGGAAAACUUCAAGACGUGUAUGCUGUUGGAAAUGUUCCUUAAGAGUCCUGCAAUUAAUAAUCUAGGGUUAAGGGUAUCUGGACCUGAUUGUGAAUUGUUUCUUCCUUCAGUUGACAGCAUAAAACUUUGUUACCAUCAAACAUUAUAAUCUGUGCCACUUCUGCUAUUGCUUUUGGCACUUGUGGA
This is a messenger RNA of Populus euphratica (Euphrates poplar), 1866 nucleotides long. Its product is annotated as WD repeat-containing protein LWD1. Lineage: Eukaryota; Viridiplantae; Streptophyta; Magnoliopsida; Malpighiales; Salicaceae. The coding region runs from base 71 to 1111 and encodes 346 amino acids. Gene Ontology annotation, molecular function: protein binding. The record is from RefSeq and is a predicted model, not a curated record. The transcript is spliced from 2 exons.